GGACGGCUGGGGAUGUUUUCAAACCCAGCAAUAAACUGGACGUCACACAUAGCCCGUAGUCUAGCUACUGUUCAUGUUCAAUAUUUUGGGAAAUUACUGUUUUACAAGCUACGUAGUUUUAUCUUCACGAUCUGAAUGAACAGGCAGAACCUGAUGGGUAUUGAAAAGGUCCAUGAUGAGUGUGCUGGGCCGUAGCUAGUCACGCGGUGGGAGGGAGGGCGCCCAGGAUGACGUCCGCACCACCAGCACAAUGCACCAUGGCCAAACCUGGGACAGACCGAGAUGGAGCCAUGGUUGGGAAGAAGAACAAAGAUAAGAUUCCCCCGUUCACAAAGACUCUGAAGUUGGACCGGAGUAAGUUGUUGGGGGUUAAGGAAGGAAAACCACCCAAGUCUUCCAUGAAACGCAAACUGUCCUUCACCAUGAGCCCCCCUCGCAACGAGGAGAGACACUCCGACACAGAUGAGUCAGUCCCAGACCAGUCCACUGAGUCCUGGGGAGAGUCUGAGGGGAGGUUAGUGACUCCCUGCAGGAUGUACUCAGCAGAUAAAGAUGGCCCGGAUAAGAAGAAAGUCAAGAAGGAGUCUGGGGGGAGUAAGAAGGCCCCGGUUAAUCUCCUGUUUGGCUACCCGCUGUCAGAACGCAAGCAGAUGGCCCUCCUGAUGCAGAUGACCGCCAGGGACAACAGCCCAGACUCGACUCCUAGCCACCCGUCCCAGGCCCCCACGGUGCAGAAGAAGCUCCCCAGCAGCACGGCCUCCAGAGCGAGGGACAAGGUGAACAAGAGGAACGAGCGUGGCGAGACGCCGCUACACAUGGCCGCCAUACGAGGGGAUGCCAAGCAGGUCAAGGAGCUCAUCGGCCUCGGAGCUGACGUCAACAUUAAAGACUUCGCAGGCUGGACGCCCCUUCACGAGGCGUGUAACCUUGGUUACUACGACGUGGCCAAGGUUCUGAUUGCAGCCGGAGCAGAAGUCAACACUCAGGGUCUGGAUGACGACACUCCACUCCACGAUGCCUCCAGCAGUGGACACACAGACAUUGUGAAGCUGCUGCUGACACACGGAGGAAAUGCGUUCCAGGCCAACAAGCGAGGGGAGCGGCCUGUAGACGUAGCUGAUUCUCAGGCGCUGGAGCUCCUCCUAAAGGGAGAGGUGCCCCUCUCAGACCCAGAGGAUAGCCCCUCAGAGUCAGAAGGCCCUCCGUCGGUGAAUCCCUCCAGCGUGGACGUUGAUGACGACCACCUGGAUGACUCGGACGUGGAAAAGGAUUCUGAAGGAAAGCAGAGCACCGUGAAGGCCUCAUCCUCCAUGUCCGGCUUGGAUGAGUAUGAGUUCAAAGACGAAGAGGACUUGAGUAAAGCCCUGAACGAUCGACACAUCCUCCGGAGAGAGCUGAGGGAGAAGGAAAGGAAUCAUUUGGUGAAGCAGAGCAAUAAAGGGGGCGGGAGCGGCUCAGUCCAGUCCUCGAAGUCUAAGAAGACGUCGUCCCGUGUUCGCUACUGCAGCUCGGAUAGUUCCAGUGAUGAGAUGGAGAUGCCAACAGAGAGAAGGAGCUCUCCGACCUGCUCCAACGGCUCCGAUGGACACAAGGCGUCAGACGCCAGCAGGACUAAGAAAGAGAACCUCUGCAGCCUCACGACUUCCGAACAGAAAGACAAAAGCAGCAAAGUCAAGAAAAAGAACAAGAACCAGAGCAAGAACAAAGAGAACCAGGAGGACGGGAAGGAGAACAGCAAAGCUCUGGUGUUUUCCGUAGCCACCGUGUCUGUGUCGGAGACACACAUGGACAAGAACAGCCGAGGACUCUGUGGGGACGAGGACUUGUUCAAAAUCUCCUUCAGUCCCAAGGACGACUCGUCCGUCCACCUUUUCCACCUGUCCGCCACCGUCAAGUCCCCUAAGCUCAACCACGGCCUGGCCGACAAGCAGCCGUCCUCCAACCCGCUCAAACAGGAGAACGCCAAGAUGACGUGCGUCUCGAUUGCCGAAGGCCCCUGUCCGCCGGAUGGUGUCAAGUACAACCACUACAACCCAGAGUCGGAGUUCUGCACAGAGAGCUCCAGUAGUAAAGGCUGCAAGCACAAGGAGAAGAGCAAGCACCACCAGAAGGACGUCGCCGUGGACUGUAGCGUCGGGGGCGGCGGCUCCAGUUCGCAUAAUAAAGAACGCAGCGUGGUCCACAGCUCUGACGGUGGUGCCUUACGGAAGACGGACAAAGAUGGCAAAGUGGUCAAAAAACAUAAACUAAAACACAAGGAGAAGAACAACCACUGCAGGGAGUAUGAGGCGGACAGGGAGAGGAACCGCCACCGGCAGAAGGAGGGCGGCAGGAAGGACGGCCAAAAGAACCAGGAGUUCGACAGGGAGUUCUGGAAAGAGAACUUCUUCAAUGACGACGAACCUCCGCCUCCAGGGAAAACUGAGACCGAGAGGGAGGACGGCUCUCCUGUGACGGAAGAGAGGGGGACGAAAGAAAUAUACCCCUCUAGCAUCGGCAAGGAGACGAGGCUGAGAGAGGUGCAAGAGAAGGAUAAAGACAAGGUGGUGAAGAAGGAAGGGAAGGAAACCUCUGCUGUCUGUAAAGAGAAAGGAGGAAAAGAUGGGAAGUCCAGUGAGCAUGAGGAGAGGACAGAGUGCCUCAGCUCCACCUCUGGACUGACUACCUCUCUUCCGGAGGAGACGCAGCAUAACACUACAAGCGUGAAAGAUGAACCGGAGGAUAAACCGGUACCGGAGACCAUGUCUACGGCUGAUCUAGCCCGACUGGAUGCCUCUGAGAAAGACCAGCGGGACAAAUCUGACAGGAGGCCUUCUGUAAAAGAACGGGAGACUGAUAAAAAGAAUCCCGAUAAGGAGAAGAAGGUUAAGAUGGAGCACCUGGAGAAAUCAGAGAAUUCGCAAAAUUCCAUGGAUCGCUGGAGGGAGAAGGAGAGGAUGGCGUCUGGCUCAUCUCAUUUGUCCCCUGGUGACAAGAACCACAAAGAGAGCGAAAAGCUCAGAGCCUUGUCCACGACAAAAAAACAUGAAGAGAGCAAGGACAAGAAGAGCAAAGAGAAGCCCGAUAAGAAGAGCGAGAGGGAGAGGCAGGAGAGAGAGUACAGAGACAAAGAUAGGAUAGGCUGGGAUAACAAAGGAAAACCACCUUCAGAGAAAUGCACUGAUCAAAGUAAAUUGGAUCGUGCAAAGGAGAAAGACAAAGACUGCGAUAAGAAGAAAAGGGAAAAAUCUAAAGACUGCUCUUCAUCUUCCUCUAACCUGAAGCUCCCCUUGGAGGAGAAGAAAGGCUAUGUGUCUGAAAGUGGCAAGACCACACCAGCAAAACCGCUAAAGGAGGAGGUCCUGAAAACGCCAGAGAAAGACCGAGACCGAAGAGACAGAGAAUCCAGAGACUUUGACCGGCACAGAGAUCGAGACAAAGAUCGUCACAAGAGCGACAAGGACCGUUCCAAGGAGGGCAGCAAGGCCUGUAAGACCAAAUCCAACGAGACUGAGACUGACCGAGACAACAGGUCCAAAGCUAAAGCCUCACCUGCCACCCGGGAAGAGAAGCGACCCAAAGAGAAACGUCUGGUCAACGAGGACCUGAGGCAGACCAGCUUCGAACGAAUGCUGAGUCUGAAGGACCAGGAGAUUGAACAGUGGCACCGGAAGCAUCUAGAAAAGAUCAAACAGAAGGAGCGGGAGAGGAUGAAACAACGACCCUCCUCUGCGACAACAGACCCAGGGAAGCUCAAAAGCAAAGCCAAGACGAUGUCCUUGUCAUCUGGAGAACAGUGUUCGAGCAAAGAACUGCUUCGUUCCAAGAGCUCCGAAGGCUCUGGCGACGCUCAUGGCCGGGACCGAGACAAACCUAUAAAGGAGAGCACCAGCUCCAGGACCAUGUCCCUAGACGGGAAGACACUCUCCUCCCUCAGUGGGAAGUUGAUGGCUGGUAUUGAGAACAGCUUGAGCAGGUCCCCCAGGCCGGAGAGCGAGCGGUCGGAUCUCAUGUCCAGAUCCGUGUCCAUGUUCUCCAUGGCCAGUUCUGAGGACUCCUGUCAGGCAACCAUGUUGAUGCCGAGACCCGUAGAGUACGACUCGGAUAUGACCCUGGAUGCCUCCCAGGACUCUCAGCCGCUUUUCCAACUGUCUUCCCUCCUCUCACAGUCUAGAUCACCUGCCGUUCACGACAAAGACCACAACGGUCUUCCAGACUCAGCUCAAGGUAACAGGACUCCGCUGCAGAGCCGACACACUUCCCCUUACCUUAUAGCUAUUCUGGACGAGGAAGCAAACUCUGCGACGGCGGGUAAACAUUUUGAAACUCUGUCAAAGGCCAGCGUGGUGCCUGCUGCUCAACCAAAUGAAGAGCCUUCAGGUUUUCAGCUUCCUUCAGAAACCUGUGCAGAUCUGGAGGAGAGCCAGAGUCAAAGGGGUCCUACUCAGAUGCUUCCAAAUCUCCCUAAUGCAAGAACAUAUGCAGAUCUCAACACUGAGAGUGAAGGUAGCACCGCUCCAAGAACCGAUGCAGAUUUCAACACCGCUUCAGGUGUCCGUCUUCCACCUCAAGUGUCCAACACCAGAGAUCCUCUUGUAAAGGACUCCUCAACACUUCAACAGGCUAGUGUCCAACAGCUAGCUACGCCAGAACGGAGAGGGUUUUCUUCCACCUCUGAUCCUCUCCUAAUACGGGACGUCCAGUGUAUCCCCGUUGAGACCUUCACUGCAGCGCCCGAAUGUAGCACGAAGUACUUGACGCCACUGGUGACAUUAUCUUCUCUAUCCUGUCAACUGCUGUUCUCCAGCACCGAAACAAACUCCUCUCUCUCUGCUAGCCAGUCACGGGAAACCCUUCCAAACACCAGUACGGUGACCUCACAGCAGACGAAGACUGAGGUUGGUGGAGAUUUGGCUCUUGAUCCUAAAGAUACAACUCCAGUUGAGGGUGCAGCCAGCAGCUCUGAAAACAGAGCAGCUGUAGAGAGCCUUGACAGUGUGUUAGGAGCGUCUCGACCAGGAGCGAUGGACAACCCAGUAGCAUCCACCAGCAGUGUUAGUACAGAGGAAUCUAUGCAGAGUAGAACCAAUGAAUCUCAAGAGGACAUGGACACUGACGCAAGCUUUCAGGAUUGUAAGCAAUCCAGAUUCUCCAGUGACGUUGUCGACUCCAGCGAUCCUCAACCGGGGAAAAACGAUCAUGCUAGCCAGCAUACACUAUCUACUGUGUCGCGAUGGCCGUGCCUUGAACACAAAUCGGAAGAAACUUCUGAUACACCUGACAACACAUUGGAGAAGAGCAGAGGUCCUGAGGUCAUGUCAACAGGAAGGACUAGUUGUCGGUCUUCGUCAGAGGGCAGUAAUAUGGUCACCGUCCCUGAGGUGAAAUUAGAGCCAUGCCCAGAGCCAAUGGAAGUGGCUUCUACCUCUGAGGAGAGAUCAGAAGGACAGACACUGUCCGGUGCUUCUGGACAGUUUAGCAACUUCCAGCAAGGCUCGCAGACAGACCAGAGUGGUAGUAGUGGUAGUUACAGCUGCAGUGGGUUCUCUGCAAGCUCUUCCCCCCAGUCUGGGGACAGAGACUCUGACUCCUCCGGGGCUAAGGCCAAGGUCCGCUCCCUAACCAUGGAAGAGGACCAGGACGUCCAGCAGACACACCCCAGGAAGAGGAAAAUGCCAAGGAUGUCUACCUCAAACCACGCCGGAGGCAGCACACAACAGGGGAUGGAGAAGCCUCAGCCGUCUCUGGCGGCCAUCGUUGACUCUCUGAAGCUGGAGGAGAUUCAGCCGUACCAGACGGAGAGGGCCAACCCUUACUACGAGUUCCUGCACAUCCGCAAGAAGAUCGAGGAUAACCGCAAAGUGCUGCUGAGCGUCACCCCCCAGCCGCCGCAGUAUUACGACGAAUACGUGACGUUUACAGGAUCGUACCUGCUAGACGGGAACCCCUUCGGUAAACUCUGUAUUCCGACUAUAACUCCCCCUCCGUCUCUCCCGGACCAACUGAAGGAGAUGUUUAAGCAACAGGAAGUUGUUCGUAUGAAGCUACGCUUGCAGCACAGCAUCGAACGGGAAAAGUUAAUUGUUUCCAACGAACAGGAAGUGUUACGAGUUCACUACCGGGCUGCCAGAACACUAGCCAAUCAGACGCUCCCGUUUAGUGCGUGCACCGUGCUAUUGGACGCAGAGGUGUACAACAUGCCGCAGGAUGCCCAGGCAAGUGGCAUGAUGUCACGUACUGUAGAAUCGGGAGACCAAGAUGGCAAGACGUCUGUGAGGGAUCGUUUCAACGCCCGCCAGUUUAUGUCCUGGUUGCAAGACGUGGACGACAAGUUCGAUAAACUCAAGACGUGUCUUCUGAUGAGGCAGCAGCACGAGGCAGCAGCUCUUAAUGCUGUCCAGCGUCUCCAUUGGCAGCUGAAACUCCAGGAGCUGGAUCCAGUCGUGUACAAGUCCACCUCCAUCUUCGAGAUACCCGAGUUCUACAUCCCCCUGGUAGAGGUCAACGACGACUUUGACCUCACGCCCAUAUGACCCGUGACCUUUAGGCUACACGACCCACGGUAAGGGUCAGGCAGAGGACUGAUGAGGACGGAUCAUCUAGUGGCCAUCUACCUCGAACAGGAAUGAAGUGAUGGAGGGGGGCACAUGUUAGAAGGAAUGAAGUAGAGAGAAGAAAGGUCAAGCACUGAAGUUGACGGAACUUGGGGGUGUGGUAGAUCACCGCUCUUGGGGGUGCGUGGUUAGAGAGCACCGCUCUUGGGGGUGCGUGGUUAGAGAGCACCGCUCUUGGGGGUGCGUGGUUAGAGAGCACCGCUCUUGGGGGUGCGUGGUUAGAGGGCACCGCUCUUGGGGGUGCGUGGUUAGAGGGCACCGCUCUUGGGGGUGCGUGGUUAGAGAGCACCGCUCUUGGGGGUGCGUGGUUAGAGAGCACCGCUCUUGGGGGUGCGUGGUUAGAGAGCACCGCUCUUGGGGGUGCGUGGUUAGAGAGCACCGCUCUUGGGGGUGCGUGGUUAGAGAGCACCGCUCUUGGGGGUGCGUGGUUAGAGGGCACCGCUCUUGGGGGUGCGUGGUUAGAGGGCACCGCUCUUGGGGGUGCGUGGUUAGAGGGCACCGCUCUUGGGGGUGCGUGGUUAGAGGGCACCGCUCUUGGGGGUGCGUGGUUAGAGGGCACCGCUCUUGGGGGUGCGUGGUUAGAGGGCACCGCUCUUGGGGGUGCGUGGUUAGAGGGC
This is a messenger RNA of Oncorhynchus nerka (sockeye salmon), 7210 nucleotides long. Its product is annotated as ankyrin repeat domain-containing protein 12-like. Bases 228 to 6512 code for a protein of 2094 amino acids. Lineage: Eukaryota; Metazoa; Chordata; Actinopteri; Salmoniformes; Salmonidae. The transcript has 14 exons. The record is from RefSeq and is a predicted model, not a curated record. Gene Ontology annotation, molecular function: protein binding. Gene Ontology annotation, cellular component: nucleoplasm.